AUGGCCUGCCGCAGCCGCUACCCAACUCUGACCGCUCUUUCUCGGCUCGGUGUCUUGCAACUGAACUGCAAAUGUGCGUUCGUGGCGUCAUUCGAGAACGGGCAGACGCACGUCAUCGCGGAAGCAGGGUCGUCUGUUCUCGGAGACAACGAGGCAUCUGCUCUAGGACUCAUGACAUUAGGUCUACGCUCCGACGAGGAGGUGAUAUCUCAUCCCCACCAUCCACCCAAGGACACAUGCACCAUUAUCCGAGACAUUUCCGUGCAGACCGACGUCAAACCACACGCUUUCCUGCAACAGCACCCCCGUGCCAGGUUCUAUGCGGAGGUUCCGGUAUGCAGCUCAUCCGGGGAAGUCAUUGGUACAUAUGGUGCUGUAGAUACUCAGGCUCGGCCAUCUUUUGGCGAGGUCGAAUUGGCGGGUCUUCAUGAAAUUUCCAAUUCGGUAGCACACCACCUGGAAUACGUCCGGGAGGCGCGUCGCCAACUCCAGGCGGACCGGUUACUUACGGGGCUUACGGCUUUUGCUCAAGGCCAGGCCAGUACACAAAACGCCGAUUGGAGUAGUCGGCGGAAGAGCAUCGCAUCGAACAGGAUUUCGCUUCGAUCCCUGGAUGUGCCAGACAUUGCUCGUCUGUCGGUCUCGUCCACGGCGACCCGGGAAGUCUCACCUUCUUCGGGUAGACGGCCGGGAAAUGCUCAGGACUCGUCCUUCUUUCAGCGUCGACCCUCGGGUACCCCUAAGGCGGCCUCGCCCUGGGAACAGUCGCAAAAUCCCAGGAAAAGGUCGGAUGACACGAACAGACUGGUGAUUGUCCCGGAAUAUACCGCCACCUCGGAGAAAACCUCACAGCUUUUCGCUCGUGCCAGUGCUCUGUUACAAGAGUGCAUGGAUAGCUCGACUGCUAGCGUAGGUGACUGGGACAUGCUCUCCAGAGAUAGUGACUUGGGGAUGUCCAGUCGCUCGCCAAGUCUCUCCUCUCAUGGACAAUGGGCCGAGCGGUCAUGCGAGACGUUGGGUCUCGCCACAUCCGACCGGGUGAGCGAGAGCACCGCCAACUCGCUUCGACCAGCAUUGACCGAGGGCUUGUUCCAUGAUCUUUUCAACGCUUGCCCCUACGGGGAGAUCUUCAACCCUCCACAGUCGAUCAAUCUUUCACCGCCUAACUCACUGCUGAAUCGUCGCAACAGCCAAUCCCGGAAGGAGAGCGACGUUACUUUGCGUCAGUCGGUCGAGACUCGGCUGGCACAAACGUAUCCCGAAGCCCGGUCCUUCAUCUUUCUGCCGUUGUGGAACUGGAACAAAUCGCGCUGGCUCGCCGGGACACUGAUAUGGACCUGUGACGAAGAUCGCUUGUUCGACCAGGACGAUCUUCACUUCCUGAAAGUGUUCGGGGACUCUGUGAUUUGCAAGUAUUGUCAGAUUGACUGGACGGCGACCGAAAAAUCCAAAUCGGAUCUGCUCUCCUCAGUGAGCCAUGAACUGCGGUCGCCGUUGCACGGCAUGCUGACAAGCACGGAGCUUCUGCAGUCGACUGGGCUUGAGUCCCCUCAGCAGGACAUGGUUACCAUGAUUGAGACGUGCGGUCUGACAUUGCUGGAUACCGUGAACCAUCUGCUUGACUUCACGAAGAUCAACAACUUAACCCUUGUGCACAAGAAAGCCGGGGCCAAUGGAAGUGCACUUGACAAUCUGAUGACUCAUUUCGACCUGGACACGCUCAUAGAGGACGUGGCCGACUCUUUGUAUGUCGGCCAUCGCUCUCUCAUUAAUGCUUCCAAGAUUGCGGGUCGGUACCUGCAGACCGGCACGUCUAUGACGAGUGGAGCUGCAAAGACCAACAACCCCGAUGAUCUGUCGGUCAUUAUUCAGAUCGAGGAUCUCGGCUCGUGGAACAUUCAGUCAUUAUCAGGUGGCUGGCGCCGGAUUGUGAUGAACAUCCUGGGCAAUGCUUUCAAGUUCACUCGGUCGGGAUAUAUCGAGAUCUCCUUGGCGAAGAAGGUGCAUAGAGAUGUGGGAUCCAAGAAGAUCUUUGCGCACUUUUCGGUGAAAGACACUGGAUGUGGAAUUGCGCCUGAGUUUCUUGAGCAUCAGCUGUUCACGCCAUUCGCACAGGAGAAUAUAUUGACCGAGGGGGUGGGAUUGGGCUUGAGUGUGGUGAAUCAGGUCGUCACGUACCUGGGAGGGGAGAUAGAAGUCAAAAGCACUGUUGGCGUUGGAACGCAAGUCGACGUUUAUGUGCCUCUGGACUUUGUGGCGGAGACCUUCGCGCCGUCUGAACCUGUUCCUAGCUCGAUUACGCGGGUUUCGUUGGUCGGAUUGAACGCCUAUGCAGACUUGAGACAAGCCCCGGACGGGCUUCUGCGGCCGGAGGCAAAGCGCAAACUGGCCCUGCGGAGCGCGUUGAGCAAUGUGUUGUUGAGUCAACCUGGGUGGAUGCUGUCAUUUGCCGACUCAAUCGAUAAAGCAUCCGGCGACAUUGGGGUGAUCGAGGAAUCCGCGCUGAAGGCGCUGCACGAGAAGGGCGGGACUCAGCUGAAGUUCAACACAGUCAUUGUGAUCGGGGAACAGGGUGUUUCAAUCCCGCCCGACCUCACGAUCGAGGGUGCCGACGUGAUCUACAUCCCGCAGCCUAUCGGUCCGCGGAAGAUCAUCCAGGCCUUGCAAAGGAUCAAUGAAGCUCGCCCGCAGGCUCCUUCGGCGGAGCAGGAUUAUAUCAUUGGUCCAUUCUCCGGUGCUCAGCGCGGACGCAGCUUGUCGGAUGCCUUCGCCCUGGCCAAGGGAUCCGAGUCGCCACCAGUGGUGCGGGAGAAUGUGUCCGACUUCGCGCCGGACAUGUCGCAGAAAUCGAAACAAAAUGACCUCCACGUGUUGAUCGUCGACGACAAUGAUAUCAAUGUCAAGGUCUUGACCACCUUCAUGCGCAAAAUCGGCUGCAGUUAUGAGACCGCCACCGAUGGCCUUAUCGCGUUGGAAAAGUUCAAAGCGUCGACGAAGCACUUUGAUUACAUUCUUAUGGACAUCUCCAUGCCUGUCAUGGACGGUAUCGAAUCCUCCAGCAAGAUGCGGGAAUUCGAGGAGGAGACCUCGCGCCCGCGCACGGCCAUCAUGGCGGUUACAGGGGUGGCGUCGAGCGAGAUGCAGCAGCAGGCCUUCGCGGCGGGGAUCGACGACUAUCUGGUCAAGCCCCUGUCGCUUCACGACUUGAAACGAAUAAUGAAUAUUGCAUGA
This is a messenger RNA of Aspergillus fijiensis CBS 313.89, 3231 nucleotides long. RefSeq lists its product as uncharacterized. Bases 1 to 3231 code for a protein of 1076 amino acids. The record is from RefSeq and is a predicted model, not a curated record. Gene Ontology annotation, molecular function: phosphorelay sensor kinase activity. NCBI's taxonomy places the organism in Eukaryota, Fungi, Ascomycota, Eurotiomycetes, Eurotiales, Aspergillaceae. Gene Ontology annotation, biological process: phosphorelay signal transduction system; phosphorylation. The transcript has 7 exons.